This is a messenger RNA of Laccaria bicolor S238N-H82, 1482 nucleotides long. RefSeq names its product dihydrolipoyllysine-residue succinyltransferase 1. Lineage: Eukaryota; Fungi; Basidiomycota; Agaricomycetes; Agaricales; Hydnangiaceae. Gene Ontology annotation, cellular component: oxoglutarate dehydrogenase complex. Gene Ontology annotation, biological process: tricarboxylic acid cycle. The record is from RefSeq and is a predicted model, not a curated record. The transcript is spliced from 9 exons. Gene Ontology annotation, molecular function: dihydrolipoyllysine-residue succinyltransferase activity. The coding region runs from base 60 to 1361 and encodes 433 amino acids.
CACGGAACUAUCAGGCUAGCUCACCACCAACCACCACCACCACUGCUCCCCCCGACAACAUGCUGUCCUCAAGGGUUAUCGCCAUUGCUAGAGGGCGUGGCCUCACACAGGCCUCGUCGGCGAGCCUAUUGAGGGCUUUGACUAUUGCCAACGUCAAUGCGAAAAGAGCCCAGUUCCACUCGUCAAAUUUAUUGAAAGCGGAAACCAUCAAGGUUCCCCAGAUGGCUGAAUCCAUUAGUGAGGGAACACUCAAGUCAUGGUCAAAACAAGUUGGCGACACCGUUACCGCCGAUGAAGAAGUAGCGACCAUCGAAACCGACAAGAUUGAUGUGUCCGUUAACGCUCCUCAAUCCGGCACAAUUGUAAAGUUGCUUGCAAACGAAGAGGACACCGUUACUGUGGGACAGGACUUGUUCGUACUUGAACCUGGAGAGGUCGCAGCAUCCUCUCCUCCACCAGCCAAAGAGGAGGCCGUUCCCGCUGCUGAAGCUCCUAAAGAAUCCGCCGAGCCCGCUGUCCCUCAACCACCAUCACCCUCAGAAAGCGCCAAGACACCAGAGACGAAGGAGCCUGUGAAGGCUAAGGAGGAGAAGCCGGUCAAGAAGGAAGAGAAGAAGAAGGAAGACAAGUCAAAACCGGCUGCUGCACCCCGCGUAGCUGGUAGUCGUAACGAGACAAGGGUGAAAAUGAACCGAAUGCGCCUGCGCAUCGCCGAGCGUCUCAAGGAGUCACAAAACGCCGCAGCCUCUUUGACGACCUUCAACGAGAUCGACAUGUCCUCCCUCGUCGAGAUGCGCAAGAAAUUCAAAGAGCAAGUCAUGAAAGACCACGAAGUCAAGCUCGGUUUCAUGUCCGCCUUUGCCAAAGCUUGUACCUUUGCGCUGCAAGAAAUCCCCGCGGCCAACGCUAGCAUCGAGGGGGAGCAGAUUGUAUACAGGGACUACGUCGACUUGAGCGUGGCUGUGGCUACUCCGAAGGGCUUGGUCACCCCCGUUGUGAGAAACGCGGAGGGGAUGAGUUUUGUAGAGAUUGAGAAGGAGAUUGCUGCCCUUGGGAAGAAGGCGAAGGAUGGGAAGUUGACGCUUGAGGAUAUGGCCGGUGGAACCUUUACGAUCUCCAAUGGUGGUGUAUUUGGCUCGUUGUACGGUACUCCCAUCAUCAACUUGCCUCAGAGUGCCGUUCUCGGUAUGCACGCAAUUAAGGACAAGGCCGUUGUCGUUGACGGUCAAAUUGUCAUCCGCCCCAUCAUGAUCGUCGCACUCACGUACGACCAUCGUCUGCUAGACGGUCGGGAGGCCGUUACUUUCCUUGUGCGAGUUAAAGAGUACCUCGAAGACCCACGGAAAAUGUUGCUUGUAUAAGUACAGGCAUUUCAUUUGAAUAAUGCGUUAGUUUUGUCAACUUUAUAAUGUUACUAGUUUGCAAACCAUCGUAGCAGUCAUGACAAGCGAAAUUGACUAGCUUGCCAUUGCCCUCAACUUU